Molecule: messenger RNA, 513 nt
Organism: Penicillium oxalicum
Lineage: Eukaryota; Fungi; Ascomycota; Eurotiomycetes; Eurotiales; Aspergillaceae
Product: CybS family protein
Exons: 5
Coding region: 1-513 (170 amino acids)
Biological process (GO): mitochondrial electron transport, succinate to ubiquinone; tricarboxylic acid cycle
Cellular component (GO): mitochondrial envelope; membrane
Molecular function (GO): ubiquinone binding; heme binding
Source: RefSeq, a predicted model, not a curated record
AUGGCUUCCUUUGCUCGCCCAUCGCUGCUUCGACAGACCCUUGCGAACACCCGGUCGCCUCUGCUGCGCCAGAAUGUGGGUGUGUCGCAAGUGGUCGCUUUCCAUGCCUCCGCCCGGAAGCAGAUCCUGCCUCCGUUGCCUCAGAAGCUCGAUGGAACCGUGAACGACCCCGUUCCUACCCCCGCCCCUCACCCCAUGGAGGGCAGCUACCACUGGACUUUUGAGAGAGCUGUCAGCGUGGGCCUCGUUCCUUUGACCAUUGCUCCUUUCGCCGCAGGCUCUCUCAACCCCGUCAUGGACGCCGUUCUCUGCACCCUCCUCGUUGCUCACUCGCACGUCGGCUUCCAGGCCGCUAUCAUUGACUACUUCCGCCCCCAACGUGUGCCCAAGACCAACGCCUUCUGCAACUGGCUCCUGCGCGCCUUCACUCUCACCACUGCCGUCGGUCUCUACGAGUUUGAGACAAAUGAUGUGGGUGUGACCGAGGCUCUGCGCCGCAUCUGGAACGCAUAG